AUGUUAUUUUGGUUUACAUCAAAAUUUAAAAAACUACCUUUUAAACAAUCAAAAACGCCAUUAUUGAUUAGAAGUAGUCAUGAAAGAAAACAGAAAAUUCCUGUGGAAUUAUUGAAACCAGAUCCAAAGCUUGGAAAUCCAGGUGAUGUAGUUUAUGUUUGGCCAGGUUAUAUGAGACAUGCUUUGUUCCCUAAAAGAGUGGCCAAUUAUUACAUACUGGAAGGAAAAGUAAAGAAAACUUUGCAGAGUCCGGAAGAAAUGUAUAAACUGUUUUCUGGAGGACAUAUUACUCUUGCAUUACUAGGAAAAUCAUAUGAUAGGAAGGAAAAAAAUAAAGAAAAAUUAGAAUUUCUCUUAAAAUAUUUCCAUGACUUGUUGACGAAACUUUCUAUACUAAAUCACAUUCCUACAAUAACUUUUGAAUGUCAAUUGGCAAAUGCUGCUCGUAGUACCACCGAGUUGAAAAGACCUUUAAAAUUAGAAGAAGUUUUAGGGAAAAUUCAAGAAUAUGGUGAUAUUGUUAUUGACAAAAGUAAUGCAAAAUGGCAGAAUAUCGAUUCAAAUGAAAUAAUCAGAAUUGGAAAAUAUGUUUGUUUGGUUUCAGUUAAUGAAGUUAAUAAAACUGUACCAAUUAAGGUGGAGGUUAAUCCUUUGAUAGAAGAAGAAAUAAAGGCUCAAAAACUACAAUAA
Messenger RNA from Entrophospora candida, 690 nucleotides. NCBI's taxonomy places the organism in Eukaryota, Fungi, Glomeromycota, Glomeromycetes, Entrophosporales, Entrophosporaceae. The record is from the annotation of a GenBank genome assembly.